Sphenostylis stenocarpa is the source of this 735-nucleotide messenger RNA. NCBI's taxonomy places the organism in Eukaryota, Viridiplantae, Streptophyta, Magnoliopsida, Fabales, Fabaceae. The record is from the annotation of a GenBank genome assembly.
AUGGAGAAGAAGUUAAGGAAAGAGAAGAAAUUAGGGUUGACGAAGAAAGUAAGGAUGGAGAAGAAGUUAUGCAGGGAGAAGAAGUUAAGGAUGGAGAAGAAUUUUGGGAUGGAGGAGAAGUUUGGAAUGGAGGAGAAGAAUCGAAGUAUGGAGAAGAAAUUAAGGAAGAAGAAGUUUAGGAAGGAGAACAAGUUAAGGAAGCAGAAGUUUUGGAUGGAGAAGAAGUUAAGGAUAAAGAAGAAAAAUGAAGUUAAGGAAGCAGAUGAAGUUAAGGAGGAUGAUGAAGAAGUUAUGGAAGGAGAAAAAGUUAAGAAUGAAGAACAAGUUACGGAAGGAGAAGAAGUUAAGGAUCGACAAAUAGUUUGGGAUGGGGAAGAAGUGAAGGAAGGAGAAGAAGUUAAGGAAGAAGAAGAAGUUUUGGAUGGAGAAGAAGUUAAGGAUAAAGAAGAAAGUAUGGAUGGGGAAGAAGAUUGGCAUGGAGAAGAAGUUAAGGAGGGAAAAAUAAUUAUGGAUGGAGAAGAAGUUAAGGAAGGAGAAGAAAUUAGGGAUGACAAAGAAAGUAAAGAUGGAGAAGAAGUUAUGGACGGAGAAGAUGUUAAGGAAGGAGAAGAAAUUAAGGAAGGAGAAGAAGUUAGGGAAAGAGAAGAAGUUUGGGAUGGAGAAGAAGUUUGGGAUGGAGGAGAAGUUUGGAAUGGAGGAGAAGAAUCGAAGUAUGGAGAAGAAAUUAAGGAAUAA